AUGGCCGCGCCCACGCAGAGCAGCCCGCUCCGCCGAUGGAAGCGUUUCUUCCGCGCCUUCGACUCUGUGGAUGCCGCCAUCAAGCCCUCCGACCCUGACCACUCACGCGGCGAGCUUCGGCGCGCCAGGGUCGACAUCGUGGAGCAGCUCUGCGACGCCGCGGACGAUGAUCAGGCGGAGCGCCUCUGCAAGAUUCUCGACGACCACAUGGCGGAGUCCCUUGAGACGCUGCGACUGGUUCCCGUGAUGCCCAACAUGUUGAUUUCCACGGACCUCGGCAAGUCCGUCUGCGCGCUGCGCAGGCACGAGUCGGAGCGCGUCCGCGUCCUGGCCAGAGGCCUCGUGAGCGGGUGGAGGGCGUCGAUGCACGACGAGCUCACCAAGGUCAGAGACGCCUUGCACAAGCUUGACAACAUCAACAUGCCGCAGACAAAGGAGAUCACCGUCGAUCAGCAGCAGCAACAUGUCUCCGCCGAUUCUGACAUAGCCAAGACGAAGGUGCCGGUCAUGAAGACGGUGGCAAUCAGAAAGGAUGCGCCCGGUUCCACCGCGCGGGACCGUGCUGGCCUCUGCUCCGAGGAGAAGAUGGAAGCCGCGAAACGCAAAUUCCGCCAAGGUUACCAAGAAGCAGAGGACGCCAAACGGCUGCGCAGGACACAAUUGGUGCAGGCGCCCAAGAUGAUGCAGCCAAUCAGGAGCGGUCUUCUUACAAGAUUGAAGAAACUCUACUUGGAUAACAACCAUAUGUCUGGUGAGCUGCCAUUGGCCCUAGGUAACUGCUCAAAUCUCGGAUACAUUACCCUCAGAAACAACAGUUUUACCGGGGAUCUUAGUAAAGUCAACUUCACCAUGUUGGAUCUGAGGAUAGCUGAUUUUUCAAUGAAUAACUUCACUGGUACAAUUCCUGAAAGUAUCUGCUCAUGCACCAAUCUAAUCGCGUUACGCCUGGCUUUCAAUCAAUUUCAUGGCCAGUUCUCACCAAGCAUUGUAAAUCUCAGGUCCCUAUCCUUCUUUUCAAUUACUGGCAACUCUUUUAUAAAUAUCACAAAUGCACUUCAGAUGCUCAAGGGCUGCAAGAAUCUCACCUCCCUGAUGAUGGGAACCAAUUUCAAGGGUGAAACCAUACCACAAGAUGAAACAUUUUAUGGUUUUGAGAGUCUUCAGGUAUUGACCAUAGAUGAUUGCCCAUUGACCGGGCAAAUCCCUCUUUGGAUAUCAAAGCUUGCAAAAUUGGAGAUGCUAGAUUUAUCAUUAAAUCAACUCACUGGACAAAUACCAUCCUGGAUUGAUGGACUGGGCUUCCUGUUCUCUCUAGAUAUAUCAAGCAACAAACUUACAGGGGAUAUACCAGCUGCAUUGACAAAGAUGCCGAUGUUACUAUCAGAGAGAAAUGCUGCCAAGUUGGACACAAGGUUCCUUGAGUUGCCUGUAUAUUGGACACCAUUACGUCAAUACCAGAUCCUGAAUUUAAGCUCCAACAGCUUAACUGGUGAAAUACCACAAGAAAUCUGCAACCUCACAAACCUGCAAACGCUUGAUCUGUCAAACAACCAGCUCAAAGGUGCAAUAUCAUCUGCGCUGAAUGGACUGCACUUCCUUUCUAGAUUUGAUGUUUCUAAUAACAUGCUAGAAGGAUCAGUUCCAAGUGGAGGACAGUUUGAUUCCUUUUCAAAUUCCAGCUACAGUGGGAAUCCAAAGCUAUAUGGACCUAUGAUCGACAAUGACUGCAACUCGAGACCAUCUUCAGCCUCUGGGAAGCGACGGAACAACUUGCGUCCUGCAUUAGUUAUUGGAAUCAUCGCGGGGGGACUCAUUGCUCUCAUUUUGCUUGCAUGCUUCCUUAUUGCAAGGUUAGCAUAUGAUGAUCACACUGAAAAUGUGGUUCCCCUUCGAAGCAGGCGGUGAUAGAGAUCUUAAGUUCUUAACGGACGCGGUGCUGAAAUCUGGUUCUUUGAACAUUGUGUUUUUCUUCCCUCCUGUACUAAGACAUGGCUUAAGUCUUCAUUGUUUGCCAGGACUUUAUGCGCGUCAUUCCCAGU
Messenger RNA from Triticum dicoccoides, 2039 nucleotides. RefSeq names its product tyrosine-sulfated glycopeptide receptor 1-like. Bases 1 to 1905 code for a protein of 634 amino acids. The record is from RefSeq and is a predicted model, not a curated record. Lineage: Eukaryota; Viridiplantae; Streptophyta; Magnoliopsida; Poales; Poaceae. Gene Ontology annotation, molecular function: protein binding. The transcript has 4 exons.